UAUAUACCAGUCGUGAAUAUACGAGAAUAUUCUGUGAGAAAAUGAGAAUUUAUUUUAUUAUACCCGUAAUCCUUGUGCUAACUACCGGCGCCGUAGCUCAGCGUAAGGAUCAGUCCCAGAAACCUGAGACACAAUAUGCCUCAUCCCUGUUCCGCAUGAAUCAGGUGCUCGAAGGGGUACCGUUCCUGCAGACCGUACAGAAUGUCACAUCCGUUUCCCUGUGUCUCAUGAAUUGCAUGAAACUGAAGCCCAACUGCAAGUCAUUCAAUUGGGGCCGUAAUGGGGACUGUCAGCUCAUGUCCGACUCGGUCUGUUUCAACGAGACCCUCCUGUUGACCUCCCGGGAGGGCUAUGCCUACUACGACCUUAUGGACACACCUGACUAUGAGAAAAAACAUCUCAAGGACGGUUAUUGUCGACUGUUUGGAAAGUGUUCCGGUAAAUGCUAUCCAAGGACUCCUCACUUCGUGGACACGCCGAUGAAGAAAAGUGAGGCCAAAGCCCACUGCGAGGGGUUGGGCCGUACGCUAGCGAUGCCCCUAAACCUCGACGAACAGCGUUUCAUCGAAGCGUUCACCCGCACCCGUUUAGAAAUACUAAUAAUGACCUGA
This is a messenger RNA of Oppiella nova, 611 nucleotides long. NCBI's taxonomy places the organism in Eukaryota, Metazoa, Arthropoda, Arachnida, Sarcoptiformes, Oppiidae. The record is from the annotation of a GenBank genome assembly.